Molecule: messenger RNA, 1333 nt
Organism: Adelges cooleyi (spruce gall adelgid)
Lineage: Eukaryota; Metazoa; Arthropoda; Insecta; Hemiptera; Adelgidae
Exons: 12
Coding region: 311-994 (227 amino acids)
Source: RefSeq, a predicted model, not a curated record
UUUACUGUUUCGGUCGAAGUAUAAGCCCCUAAACAAGUCACUUCAAAACAGUUAGUUUAACAGGCGGAUUUUCGUAUUGCAAAUUACUGUAUUAUUCCAAUUAUUUAACAAAUAAUAUCAAGCUUAAAUAUUGUAAGUGCGCUUUUGAUCAGAUACGUGCAAAUUAAGUUAAAAUCAAAAAGUCUUGUACAGUAUACAUAGGCGUUAACUGAUUUUUUCGAUAUCGGUUAUUUUAUUAUGAAAUAUGAGUAGAUAAAUGAAAUGUGAUUGCUACUAUCAAAAUUGACUUUGUUGAAGAAAAAUAGAUAAAAUGAAAAUAAUUUGCGUUUUGAUAUCAUUUGUCUUUGUAAAUGUUUCGGCUGAUAUAACGCCUUAUUUGCAGUUAAUUGCAGUUACAAACAAACAUAUCCAGAUAGCUUAUCAACGUAAUUAUGAUAUAGUUGGAAAUGGAUUGGAAUAUGUAAUUAAAGCAAUUGUCUGUGAAAAUGUAUUUACGAUAGAAAAAAUGAAUUUUAUGAUCGCUGUACCGGAGUAUGCAAGCAUUGCUGUCAAUCAGAGAUUGGCAUCUAUAGAUCACCAGUUUAGUAUGCAAGGACAAAUAUUGAUGAAAUUGGGCAUUCCUGUACCUAACCCUGCAAACUUACGUAAUUAUUUCGGUAACCUAAAUUUAACCAAUCUUGGAGUAUUGAGAAGACGUUUUACUAAAAAAGCUUUAACAAAUAUAAUCCGCCGUGAAUUAAUUGGAAAUGAAACGGAUGGAGAACCAGAACGAGUGACUUUUAGUGAGAAGUGUCUUUUUUUAGGAUUGUGGAUGAGCACAAAUAUUCCAACAUUUUAUACAAAAUCUGCUGUGACUGGCACUAAUAGUGAUUGUGUCAUAACGGAUAUAGCCAAUCAUGUUAUGGUGUACAGAUCCAUUGAGGGCAAAUAUUGGCAAGUAGACGCCAAUGACAUCAAUCAUCGAAUAAUACUACUUGAUGAACAGUUAUAUUAAUUUAGACCUGUUAUCAUAAGUCAAACUCUUCUAAAAUUAGGUUUCCUCACGAUUAUAUACACAUUUGUUGUCGUAUGCCUUUAUUUUGACCUGAAGUAGGUUUUAAGGCCUACGAAGAGUAUGGUUGGUGGAAGUGUACUGACGACAAGUUAGUUAUUUAUUAUAGUCAAGUAUAAUUGUAUUUCAAUACCAACCAAAUUUAAUUUGUCCUUUUUUUAUGUACAAUUUACUUUUAUUAUCCAUGAUUACAUCGUUUUGAAUAAAUUCAGUUUUCAACUUACUUAAAAAUUUGUAAUCCAUAAUUUUACAUUCAUUCAAACGUAUAUGUUAUUUUUUUUU